Messenger RNA from Drosophila bipectinata, 662 nucleotides. RefSeq names its product Ecdysis triggering hormone (gene ETH). The record is from RefSeq and is a predicted model, not a curated record. Lineage: Eukaryota; Metazoa; Arthropoda; Insecta; Diptera; Drosophilidae.
UGGCAUCGGAAUGAGAUCCCUAACUCUUCUUGCUUUGCUGAUCCUGUUGCCUUUGGUGGCCAUCGUUCGGGCGGAUGAUAGUCCAGGAUUCUUUCUGAAGAUCACGAAGAAUGUUCCUCGUUUGGGAAAACGUGGUGAAAGCUUUGCCAUGAAGAACCUGAAGACCAUUCCUCGCAUUGGACGAAGCGAACAGUCAGGAGUCACUCCCUUGAUGGCCUGGUUGUGGGACAUAGACGUGUCUCCUACUAAGCGCCGACUGCCUUCAGGCGAGGAGUCCGGUGGCAAGGAGCAGGAGCUGAACGUGGUGCAGCCCGUCAACUCCAAUACCCUCAUCGAACUCCUGGACAACAACGCCAUUCCCAGCGAGCAGGUGAAGUUUGUGCACUGGAGGGACUUUGACCGUGCCCUGCAGACCGACCUCGACCUAUACGCCAAGGUCAUUCAGCUCGGACGCCGGCCUGACCACCGCCUGAAGCAGUCGUUGAGCCUGGGCAGCUUUGUUCCCAUAUUUGGCGAAGACGGCGACCAGAACUCUGCCUUUAUGAUGUACAACAACAACGAUGACAGGGAUCUCUACGGCGGAGGCAGUCGCUACGGCGGUAACUUCCUGAAGUAUAACCACAUUUGAAAAAUAUUAAUUGUUAAAAGUAUCUACCUAUAAA